AUGACUACACUUAGUCGGCCACAUGUUAUUGCGUCUCUGAUCUGGUCUCUAGCGGCUACUGCCGCCACAGCGUAUUUCAUGUACAAAUCUCCAGUCUGUAAAGAAAGUCCUCCAAGUCAAGAGGUUGAGGAAGAGGACAAUGACAAUGAUGACGAUUCUGAGGAUUUGGCAGAUGGCGAAGACGUGCACAUCUCUAAGUUUGAACAAAUUCUCUUCGUUCUAGGAUACUGUAGAGAACAGUGGAUUUUGUACCUAGCGGGUUCUAUAUUCAUGCUUGUGCAGAUAACAGCUGCUGUACUUGAGCCUUCCACCCAAGGAGAUGUUAUUGAGACUGCUACAAAGCAGAAAGGAUAUCAUGCGCUGAUGGAAUCAAUGAUGAUUUGCUUUGGCAUCAUCAUAAUCAAAGAUGUUUUUGAUGGGCUUUCCUGUGCGUGUUUGGAACGUGCCACUUCACUCAUUGGUGGCAAAAUGAAAAUGGACCUUUUUGAAUCCAUAGUGAACAGGGAAAUAAGUUUCUUCGACGCCAAUUCUACAGGAAAGCUUAUCUCAAAACUGUACGAUUGCGAUGUUGCGUCUAGAAUGGUGUCACGUGAUGUGAUAACUUUUGCUCAGAGCAUCGUACUAACGCUCAGCUCACUAGCAUUUCUUUUGGUAUACUCAUGGAAGUUGACAGUGCUAACUUUCAUAACAAUCCCUACUAUGUACGUAGUGAACGAACUGUACACAAAUUUUGCUAAUGAACUUGACAGUUCAUCAUAUUCGAUGUCAGCAAAGAUCGCAGAGAUAGCCAAUGAAAUUAUAUCAUUCGCAUGUGAUAAGCGGGAAGUCAAAAGGUUUUCUGACAAUCUUGAAAAACUGUUGCUUCUCGAAGGUAAAAGUUCCCUGGGUAGGGCUGGUUAUUCUUGGACUAUCAAUAUCGCUUAUGAUCUCACUUAUGCUGCACUUCUGGUCUACGGCGGUCAUCAAAUCUUGGCAGGGGAAAUGUCACCAGCUAUGCUAACGACAUUUACGCUCUACGUUUCACAGCUCAAAUGUAAUAUCGAUCAAAUAUAUUACACAGCGUUGUCAGUGAAGAAAUCUAUCUCUGUUACGAAGAAGAUAAUGACUUAUAUAAAAAACGCUUCGAAACAGGAAGAAGAAGGAACACUGAAACCUGAAGUUUGUGGAGCAAUCGAAAUGACUUCGGUAAACUUCACAUACCCUUCCCGACCUUCUGAAGAAGUACUUAAGGAUCUAAGCUUGAGAGUUGAAUAUGGAACAACUGUAGCAAUCGUCGGCGCCAGUGGAGCUGGGAAGUCAACUAUUGUUGCUCUGCUUGAGCAAUUUUACAAACCUUCUAGCGGCACCAUCACACUCGAUGGUAAUCCUAUAGAAGAAAUCGAACGCGAUUACUACCACGAAAAGAUCGCUUUAGUUGCGCAAGAGCCCGUACUCUACGAUCGUUCCAUCAAAGAGAAUAUCGUCUAUGGUUGCGAGUGGGCGACGGAAGAUGACAUGAGACGAGUAGCGGCGAUGGUUGAUGCUCACGACUUCAUCAUGCAACUAGAGAAAGGUUACAAGACAAAGUGCGGCGAGCGGGGGGCUCAGUUGUCAGGAGGUCAGAAACAACGCAUUGCGCUCGCUAGAGCACUGGUGCGGAAACCUACAAUUCUGAUUCUCGAUGAGGCUACAAGUGCUUUGGAUUCGCAAUCUGAACAAGCGAUUCUGGAGUCUCUUAGAAGAAUUGCCGGAACCAUGACUGUCAUAAUCAUAGCACAUCGGCUAUCAACAAUCAAAAAUGCCGAUCGAAUUUACGUCAUCGACAAAGGAACUGUUGUUCAGAGUGGAACACAUGCUGAAUUGCUCGAGGACGUCAACGGCAUUUACUCCGCUCUUUUCGCGAGUCAGACAGAUAGUGUUUCGGAAGCGUGUCUAGCAUCAAGCUCGGUGUUACCAGAGGGCAAGCAUAUGAAAAAGGAGAAGAAGCAUAGGACUUCAUUGUAA
Messenger RNA from Cylicocyclus nassatus, 1983 nucleotides. The record is from the annotation of a GenBank genome assembly. NCBI's taxonomy places the organism in Eukaryota, Metazoa, Nematoda, Chromadorea, Rhabditida, Strongylidae.